CGUAUGCUGCAAUGUUUCGUCGGAAAAGGAAGAGACUGUUAAAACUUAUUUUGACUGUAUGUGCAGUAAUGUUUUGUGCAUGCAUGCUACUAAGAACGUUCUUCACAACAUUAGAGUUACAAUCUUUCAUUAUCAUUGCUGAAGAUCCCGAAAAAAGCUCUGCAACAAGAGUAAAUUUUUCCGGAAAAAAUUCUCUAAAAGAAGCCAAGGUGCCAGUGAGAAAGUCGUGGUUUGAACCAAGAAAUGUCAGUAUUCCUAUUGGUCCAGGAGAACAUGGGACUGCGUUUUCCUUACCACCUGGGUUAGACAGAACCAAAGACGAAUUAUACAAAUCAAAUGGAUUUAACGCUCUAGUCAGCGAUUUCAUUGCUUUGAAUAGAACACUUCCCGAUAUCAGACAUCCAAGCUGUAAAUCUAAGGAAUACCUCUCAAAAUUACCGAAAGUUAGCAUAGUAAUCCCUUUUCAUAAUGAACAUUGGACUGCCCUUCUUAGAACUGUUACGAGCAUAGUGAACAGGUCACCUGAUGAACUGAUAGAAGAAAUAAUUUUAGUGGAUGAUUUUAGCAAUAAAGCUCAACUAAAAACGCCUCUUGAUCAAUAUGUGGCACAACAUUUUUCAAAAGUGAAAAUCAUUCGAGCUUCAAAGAGGGAAGGUUUAAUAAGAGCGAGACUACUUGGUGCAAAAGCAGCUAAAAGUGAAGUUCUUUUGUUCCUUGAUUCUCACACAGAAGCCAAUGUCAAUUGGUUGCCCCCUUUACUUGAUCCUAUUGCGAAAGACAGAACGUACGUAACUUGUCCCUUCAUAGAUGUAAUUGAUUUUGAAACGUUGUCUUAUCGGGCCCAAGAUGAAGGAGCUAGAGGCGCGUUUGAUUGGGAAUUGUACUAUAAACGUUUGCCUCUUUUGCCAGAAGAUCUGAAGAAUACAGCAGAACCAUUCAGCCUGUCAGAUACAGUCCACAAAAAGCAGAGCAAAAUGUCAGUACGUUUAGUUCAAACCAAAGAAAGUUCAGUUGAAGCAGAAGAAAAAUUCUUUGCUUCCAAUUUUGUUUUUCUUGCUGGGGAAGAAGCUAGAUAA
Uloborus diversus is the source of this 1076-nucleotide messenger RNA. Its product is annotated as N-acetylgalactosaminyltransferase 6-like. Bases 12 to 1076 code for a protein of 354 amino acids. The record is from RefSeq and is a predicted model, not a curated record. The transcript has 6 exons. Gene Ontology annotation, cellular component: Golgi apparatus. NCBI's taxonomy places the organism in Eukaryota, Metazoa, Arthropoda, Arachnida, Araneae, Uloboridae.